Molecule: messenger RNA, 2007 nt
Organism: Phaeoacremonium minimum UCRPA7
Lineage: Eukaryota; Fungi; Ascomycota; Sordariomycetes; Togniniales; Togniniaceae
Product: putative glycogenin protein
Exons: 6
Coding region: 1-2007 (668 amino acids)
Cellular component (GO): cytoplasm
Molecular function (GO): glycosyltransferase activity
Source: RefSeq, a predicted model, not a curated record
AUGGCUGUGCAAGGCGGGGAGGAUGUUUACGCAACGGUACGAGCUCUGGUCCUGGCACACUCGCUCCGCGAUGCCGGCACCACCAAGAAGCUGGCCGUUCUGGUCACGCUUGACUCGGUGUCUGGUGAAGUAAUAUCACAGCUGAAGACCGUGUACGAUUAUGUGAUACCCGUACCACGCAUAAAGAACGAGAAGCCGGCGAAUCUCAACCUCAUGAACCGCGCCGACCUGCACUCGGCCUUCACCAAGAUCCACUUGUGGAAAUUAACGCAAUAUCGCAAAAUUGUCUAUAUCGAUGCUGAUGUUGUUGCUUACCGGGCUGUCGACGAGCUCUUCGAUCUCCCACACGCUUUCUCUGCCGCUCCGGACAUUGGCUGGCCGGACUUAUUCAACACUGGAGUAAUGGCUCUCACACCGAAUCUAGGCGACUACUACGCCUUAAUAGCCAUGGCCGAGAGAGGCAUUUCCUUUGACGGUGCUGAUCAGGGCCUUCUCAACAUGUACUUCAAGAAUGACUAUAACCGCCUGUCAUUCACGUACAACGUCACUCCCUCGGCGCACUAUCAGUAUGUACCCGCAUAUCGGCACUUUCAGUCCAGCAUAAAUAUGGUCCAUUUCAUUGGCCCCGAGAAGCCGUGGUUCAAAGGGAGGCAAACAAGCGACAGCAAUUCCCCAUACGACGAGAUUUCUGCGAAAUGGUGGGCUGUGUACGAUCGCCACUAUAAGGUUCAAACACCCGCGCCGACACCCGAAGGAACGCAGCAGGAUCAAUCACAGAGGCCGCCAGAAUUGGUACAAAUGUCUCCUCCGCCAGAUUCGAAGCCAGAAGCCGCGAACUUUCCGUCAAUACAAUACGAAAUGUCUUCUGAUGUAGCUCCAUUCGUUCCUCCCAAACGGUACCCAAGCCCACCGAGGAACAUGUGGUAUGAGGUGCCAAAAGAUAAACCCGCUCCUUCAACCGAGAAGCCCCGCGCGAUUUUCCCCUGGGAAACUCAUCAACCGCGGGCUUCGAGAGUCUUCGCUAACGACCCGUAUGAAAACGAGCCGCCUGUGACUGGGGAAUCGACGAUUGAGCCGUCUGGUGAGCCCAAGGCUUCAUUCGCACCCCACGCGCCCGUAACUGAGCCAUCUGUCACAGAAACAUCCUCUGCGGAACAUAAGAGCGAGCCUCAGACACCUACCACACCAACCAUCCGAGUUGUGCCCUCGGACCCCUGGUCCUCCUUCACACGGUUCAACGCCUGGGAUGACGUGCCUGAGAUUGACAAGUACGUCGAUACCCUGCCAUGGCACCGUAGGACGAAGAGCCAGGGGACUCCAACGGGGCAGAAAUCGCCUGGAUCUGGUGGUGGGACGGAUCGAGGGCAGAACGAAACGUCCGCCGCUGCAGCUUGGCGGAGGCACGGCUCUAAACUGACCGACUUUCCGACCGAAUUCGAGCGACCCAGUCUACCUGUCACUCCAGCACCUAUUCGCCGGCCGAAGUUCUGGGGCGGUGGUGGCCCAGGCAUCGCCGGUGAAGGUGAGGAAGAUGACGAGCAGCUGCCGACGGCCCAGGGGGUGCCUCGGCAGGCUGACUGGGACCCCGUAGCGCAGCUUCAGAAACUGGCUAAGCAGCAGUCUGAGCUGCUACUCAGGAAGCUUGGCGGCGGGGAAGACGCUGGUGGCGGUUCAAGCGAGGGAGGCUUUUCGGUACGUCGAGAGAUCCCCGAUCGCCCGCUCCCCUUUGGCUCUGAGGACGUUAAGUCGCCAACAUAUGUUGCGCAGUCUUCGGGCGUGCUCAGUCCUCAGCCGGUGAAACCUGGCGCGGGGCCUCGCAGCAUCUUGGGCGAGCAGGAAGCCAUACCGCGCAGCACCGCUGCAGCGACGACCUCGACGUCGGGCUCAUCGAUUCCUGAGCCGGCAUAUCACGGCCCGGGCGUCGCCUGGGAGAAGGACGAGGACUUUUUGCACCAGUCCGCACCCUUGCCACCCACGGAGGAGGAGGAAGACGUGCUGGACACAUGA